This is a messenger RNA of Gilbertella persicaria, 944 nucleotides long. RefSeq names its product hydroxyacyl glutathione hydrolase. The transcript is spliced from 4 exons. Bases 58 to 813 code for a protein of 251 amino acids. Gene Ontology annotation, molecular function: hydroxyacylglutathione hydrolase activity. The record is from RefSeq and is a predicted model, not a curated record. Lineage: Eukaryota; Fungi; Mucoromycota; Mucoromycetes; Mucorales; Choanephoraceae.
UUUUUUUCACUUUUUCACUUUCUCACUUUUUCACCUUCUUUUUUUAUUUGUUCAAUCAUGAAAAUUAUCCCCAUUAGUGUUCUUGAUGAUAAUUACUCGUAUAUUCUUAUAGACGACAAGACAAAAGAAGCUGCUGUGAUUGAUCCUGUUGAGCCCAUCAAGAUUUUAAACGUGAUCAGUCAAACAGGCUCUAAAUUAUCAAGCGUGUUUACAACCCAUCAUCAUUGGGAUCAUGCAGGAGGAAAUAUUGAACUUGUAGCCAAAAAACCCGGAUUAGCAGUGUAUGGUGCAGAUGCCCGUAUCCCAGAAAUCAAUUAUGUCUGUAAAGACCAUGAAGAAUUCAAAUUAGGUUCAUUGGAGAUUAUACCUCUACAUACGCCAUGUCAUACAAAAGGGCAUGUAUGUUAUUAUGUCUCUGAUCCAGCCACAGGCGAAAAAGCCGUAUUCACUGGCGAUACAUUGUUUGUAGGUGGUGUUGGAAAAUUCUUUGAGGGUGAUGCUCGUGAUAUGUAUCGAAUUCUAUUUCAUGUACUUACAAAAUUGCCUGAUGAAACCUGGGUUUAUUGUGGGCAUGAAUAUACAAAGAAUAAUCUCAAGUUUGCUCUUACAGUAGAACCACAUAAUGAAGCACUUUUAGCUAAAUGGAAUUGGUGUCAAGAUAAACAUAUUACAGUCCCAUCUACUAUUGGACAAGAAAAGAUGUUCAAUCCUUUUCUAAGGGUGAAUGAACAAUCAUUACAAGUGAUGGCAGGGAAAUCAGACCCAGUAGAAGUGUUGCAUACAUUAAGAGAAAUGAAAAAUAACUUUGUUUAAUCAUAAAUCAUUUAAUUCUCUGGACCCAUAAGUGCUUGGUUUUCUUGGUCUUCUUGAUCGUCUUCUUGAUCGUUUUCUUGAUCGUUUUCUUGAUCGUUUUCUUGAUCGUUUUCUUGAUCGUUUUCUUGAUC